AUGACCCCAUCCUGCCCAGACGGCGUCCACCUCUGUUCUUUCAGCGAUUUCAACGAUGAGUUCCACGUUGGCAUAGUUGUUAUUAUUAGUUCCGCCAGGAACUUCCACGUACUGGUCGGCCAUUCUGAUGUACUCGGCAUUGGCCUCGAGGUCUUCUGGAGUAGCCAUGGCCACGAACUGGAUGGCUCUUUCGUUGCCGAAAGUUUCGUAGGCCCAUUUUCUAACAGAACGGAUCUCUUUCACGGCACCGAUACCGUUGUUUGCAAUAAGAAUUUUCUGAAUGACUGUGUGACCUUCAUGUUUGACCACAAAGUCCUUAACAUCUGA
Ogataea philodendri is the source of this 327-nucleotide messenger RNA. RefSeq lists its product as uncharacterized. The record is from RefSeq and is a predicted model, not a curated record. The coding region runs from base 1 to 327 and encodes 108 amino acids. Lineage: Eukaryota; Fungi; Ascomycota; Pichiomycetes; Pichiales; Pichiaceae. The transcript has a single exon.